Asterias rubens (European starfish) is the source of this 3866-nucleotide messenger RNA. RefSeq names its product hormone-sensitive lipase-like. Gene Ontology annotation, biological process: cholesterol metabolic process; triglyceride catabolic process. NCBI's taxonomy places the organism in Eukaryota, Metazoa, Echinodermata, Asteroidea, Forcipulatida, Asteriidae. Bases 1 to 2508 code for a protein of 835 amino acids. Gene Ontology annotation, cellular component: cytosol. The transcript is spliced from 9 exons. Gene Ontology annotation, molecular function: sterol ester esterase activity; triacylglycerol lipase activity. The record is from RefSeq and is a predicted model, not a curated record.
AUGGAGCCGCCGAGCGAACUACAAAAUAGCAACAGCUCGGCCCAAAAUGACACAGAAAAGCCCGUUUAUUCCGCCGUUCUACCCAUCAAAACACUGCGACAGCUAGUCAUCAAUAACAUAGAGCACUACCAGAAGUCGAGGAGCAGUACUGGCGAGAAAUUCUUCACCAUAUUCUGCGUGAUCGAACAAGAGAGCGAUGCGUUGCGACCGGCCAUCGAGACUUUGGAAGCGAUUGCCCCACGGUUCGACUUCGAUGAGAAGACACCGGGAAAUGGAUACCGGAGUUUGAUUCGCGUAGUGGAUUGUUGUGUAGAGAAGUUGAUACAGAUUUCGCGAUAUGUGGCGGUCAACAGAGACAGCAUGCUGUUCAGGAGUAGUCAUUAUUUAAAAGAGCUUGAAGCUUAUGGAAAGGUCUUGAGUCAGUUGAGGGUACUCCUUGGGUAUGGAGAGAAACUCUUGGCUUACUCUGACGUCGAGAGUGGCCAGCUGUUUCCAGACAGGGAGCAAUUGGAUCAGAUGCCGAUUGACAUCAUGCUGGAGGUACAAGCUCUGGAUAGGGAAUGCUUCUACGGGCGCUGCCUGGGCUUUCAGUUCUGUGACAGCAUGUGGCAGUCUCUACAGACCGUUGCUGUUGCUCUCGCUUCAUACAGUGAGGGUUAUCAUAAACACGAGGGUACAUUCUCACGAGCAGCAUCGUCAAUCUUCCAUGGGAGUCGGUACCUGACUAACCCAGAAGCCAGGGCCAAGCAGAUUGUCAGCGUUACUAACAAGUCAGAUAUUAGAUUCUGCAAAGCAUUCUGGUCAAUCACUGAGGGGGACGUCAUUGCGGAUAUGUGCAAUCUGAUGGCUGGUACUGUCGCCAUUAACAAGCUGAUUCAGAUUCAACCGCACACAUUUGAAUUGGACGGAGAAGAAGGGGAACCAGUGACUAUAGUACCACCAUGUGCACACACAGGGCCUGCCUCGGUACAGAUUCGUCUGCUCUCAUUUGUUGAACGAGAAGGCCAGAGCUGGCUGCAUGAGGUCACUCCCAAGAAAGACGGCAAGGUGGACGAGGACACGCCCCCUAAAUCAGCUGCACCAAUGUCUAAGGGUUUACUCAUACAUAUUCAUGGAGGUGGAUUUGUUGCACACACUUCAAAAUCACAUGAGAUUUACCUGAGGUCGUGGGCGAGGGAUUUGGGGGUACCGAUUGUUUCCAUUGAUUACUCCCUGGCUCCGGAGCAACCCUUCCCAAGAGCCUUUGAGGAAUGCUUCUUCGCUUAUGCUUGGGUCAUCAAGAACGCACAGUUUCUAGGGUCAACUGGUGAGCAUAUAUGUCUAGCAGGAGACAGCGCUGGUGGAAACCUCUCCAUCGCUGUUGGUAUGAGGGCAGCGUCUUACGGUAUCCGACCACCGAAUGGCGUCGUGACGAUGUACACCCCCUUCAACAUCCACUACCAACCCUCCCCCUCCCGUAUGCUGUGUCUUCUAGACCCACUACUACCCAUUGGGAUUCUAAUCCGCUGCCUGGCAGCCUACGCCGGGUUAAAAGAUGAGUUUAUCUCCGAAGAAAUGGCUAAUGAGAUUAUUGAGAAGGCUAACGAUAAAUUUCAUGUCAUAGCAGCGCGGAAGAUGUCACGUGGAAAUAGCGUGAAUAGCACUGGAUCGGGAACAAGUGAGAAGGAGCGACAGAUCGAGGCAAAGAGUCCUGAAGCUCACAAGAAAGAGGAAUCGAUUCUCGAUAUCGAUAACAACAUUAAGGAGAGACAGACGGAAGAUCCAGAUGAAUUUCUGAGAACUUUAGAGAUGAACGACUCGGCGUGGUCGGCGAACAUCGACGAUGGGGAUCUGAAGUUGCCAGAUGACAGUUUAGAUGAGACCAUUGCCAAAAUGUCCUCAAAUGGGGAUGUCAUUCGGAGCAAAGAGAUUGAGGAGCCUGAGACCAUCGCUGUUGUCGACCCAAACCUACCGCCCGGGUCGCCGUCGAUGAAGACAAAGGUCAUACGCAAUUCAACGCAGCCGGCAACAGUGGAGGUCAAAUCAAAUUCGGCCUCUCCACCACCAUGUGACAACGACACUCAGUCCAACCUCAACAAAGACAGCUUGACCCUUGACCUAGGGAAAGUGCCUGUCGUCAAGGAAGGAGUGGAGACUCCCUCAGCCUACGUGACAUCACCAAUCAGGAAGCUACGAGAGGUGCCUAUCAUGAAGAAUUCUUAUAUGUCACCGAUGUGCGCCACAGAUGAGCUUCUACUGGGGCUGCCCCAAGUUCAUAUCAUUGGUUGCACCUUCGAUCCACUUCUAGAUGACUCCAUCAUGUUUGCGCGACGCCUGCGCUCCCUCAAGCGUCCAGUCCACUUUGAAAUCAUCGACAAGCUCCCUCAUGGAUUUCUCAACUUCUCGCUAGUGGGGAAGGAAUGCAAGGCUGCUUCUAUGGUCUGCGUACGUCACAUCAUGCAAGUCCUUUACGGAUUCGACGAGGCACAGCAAGAGGAGUUUGCAGAUCUGGAGUCCGAGGUUAAGUAACACUCAGUGCAAUUAGGGUAAAGUUCAAGCGAGGGACUAAAGUUGACCAUUGUAGGUAUUUGCCUGGUACCCAGGAUGUAUUUCAUGUGUAGGUAACCAUGGAUUUAGUGACUAGUGGUUGACUAUUGGUCGCCACUCGAGCUUCGCCUAGGUAGUAUAAAAGUCUGUUUUUAAAAACGUCUGUGGUGUAGAGCGUUCCUGUGUACAUCAUCGAUACAGCAAUUUUUAUUUUGAUCGUUAAGAACAUUUUACAUUCUGAUUGUUACAAACAACUUACAUUGUGAUCAUUACCAACAAUUUGUAUUUGGAUCGUUACGAACAAUUUGCAUUUUGGCUUCAAGCAUCGUCAAGCAUUGAAAUUUUUCUAUGCAGCAAAGUGGUUUACCCAAGAAAUUUGAUUAAAUUCCUGCAUUCCACACCAAGGUUUUAGCCAGGGUUUGGUAACAGGGUAUAAAAAAAUUCUCAAAAUUAAACAAAUGGGUUUCCAAAUCGUAACUUAUAACACACACAUAAAUGACGACACCGAGACACCCCUUUGGCUUUGUUCCACUUGUAGUAUUUGCGCACAACGCGUAGUUAUGCGUUAAAAAAAAUCCAUUUAUCAUUGCCCAUAAAUGUGGCAAAAUUUUCACUGUGUAUCUUCAAAUAGGAAUACUCUAUUGCCUUUUCAAAGUAUGUGUAUAUGUGUUGGUAGUCUGUGACACUCAGUUAUAUUUCUCUUUUAAAUCAUCACAAAUUUCUGCUGAUGAGAGCAUUAAUCGUAUUGAAACAUGUGUUUCUGAAAUUCGUGUUUGGAUGCAGGACAACUUCCUUAAGCUAAAUGAUCACAAGACAGAAUUUCUUAUACUCGGUUCACGGCAACAACUUUCUAAAAUGACUAUUCCCCACAUUAAUAUUGGUGACUCCGAAGUCACCGCUGUUACAAAAGCUCGCAAUCUUGGUGUUAUAUUCGACUCUUCCAUUACACUUAGUUCACAUAUUUCUAGUAUUUCACGCUCUACAACAUUUCAUAUCCGUAAUAUAGGCAAAGUCAGGAAAUAUUUGACACAAAAUGCAACUGAGCAGAUAGUCCACUCUGUUGUAGUUUCUAGACUGGAUAUGUGCAAUUCACUUCUAUAUGGCCUUCCUUGUACUCAAAUUGAACGUCUUCAACGAAUUCAAAACUAUGCUGCUCGUGUUAUUACCUGAACUAAAAAGUCCUGCCAUAUAACGCCGAUUUGAAAAGAAUUACACUGGUUACCAGUAAGCAGUAGGAUUAAGUAUAAACUUUUGCUUUUCGUGUAUAAAUCGUUCACCAGUAAUGCCCCUGCAUAUAUUGAUGAUCUUCUCAGCUCAUACAAUCCUCCUCGAAAACUCCG